Messenger RNA from Adineta steineri, 969 nucleotides. The record is from the annotation of a GenBank genome assembly. Lineage: Eukaryota; Metazoa; Rotifera; Eurotatoria; Adinetida; Adinetidae.
AUGAAUUUUCUUAUCACGUACUUAUUUCUCUCUAUUGGUGUUUUAAUGGCUCAAGAUGAAUUUAAUACAAAUGUCAGUAUUAACAGUGCAGUAGUAAUACGUUCACGAUCAAUGUCUGUCGAUUUCUGGACACCAGAAAGAAUGAAAGCAGCCAAAGAACCCGUUGUUAUUUUACCGCCCAAUGGUAAAAAUACUAGUCGAUCCUUUUCGAUCUCGAAUAAUGGUCCGCAAGCUACAAUUCUUGGUCGAACUCCUGCUGCUACCAGUCCACUAGGAAGAGCUCUCAAUGUUCGUGGUCGUUACGUAGCUACUACUGGCCGAGUAUUUUGGUCAUGUAGUGUCAAUAUUAUGAGCUAUUGUUCUGCGAGUGUGGUAGCAUCGACUAGUGGUGAUGUUAUUGUGACUGCCGGUCAUUGUGUGUAUGAUACCAGUACAUUACAAUGGUUAACUAAUUGUAAUUGGAUUUUUGUACCAGCCUAUUAUAAUGGCACUGCUCCUUAUGGUAAAUGGCCUGCUCGAGAAGUAGCAGCUUUGACUUCGUGGACUCAAUCAAGUCCAAACUAUAAUAACGACGUAGGAUUUGUUGCUUUGUCAUUGCUCAAUGGAAGACAUAUUACAGAACUUACUGGAAGUCAAUCAGUAGGUUUUAAUUAUCCUCGAAAUCAACCAACUUACUCUUUCGGAUAUCCACUUAAUCUUGAUCAAGGAGAAAUUCUCCAGGUUUGUACCGGCAUACCAGGUGUCUCUAAAUACACAACGAAUGGUUACGCUGGACAAGGUUUAUCUAAUUGUUAUAUGACAGGUGGUUGUUCAGGUGGUCCAUGGUUACAACAGUUCGAUGAAUCAACUGGAAUUGGAGUAACUUAUUCAGUGAAUAGUUUUACCUAUUCUUUAGCACCGAAUACAAUAAACGGACCUGUGUUUGACUCAAAUAUUCAAUCACUUUGGAAUUACAUAACGGCUCGUUAA